Messenger RNA from Echinops telfairi (small Madagascar hedgehog), 7903 nucleotides. RefSeq names its product talin 2 (gene TLN2). The transcript has 55 exons. The record is from RefSeq and is a predicted model, not a curated record. Bases 127 to 7458 code for a protein of 2443 amino acids. Gene Ontology annotation, cellular component: plasma membrane; cytoskeleton; ruffle. Lineage: Eukaryota; Metazoa; Chordata; Mammalia; Afrosoricida; Tenrecidae. Gene Ontology annotation, biological process: cell-cell adhesion. Gene Ontology annotation, molecular function: actin filament binding; integrin binding; structural constituent of cytoskeleton.
UGUGCUGCUGCAGGGUAACAUCUGGACUUGACUCUGGCCGUUCGAAUGCUAGGCUGCCCACAAGUUCUGGGAUCACCUUGUUGAAAACCGACCUCUUAAGUGAGAGCCUUCAACUCGUCCAGAAAGAUGGUGGCCCUAUCCUUAAAGAUCUGUGUCCGCCACUGCAACGUGGUGAAGACCAUGCAGUUCGAACCGUCCACGGCCGUGUAUGAUGCCUGCCGGGUCAUUCGGGAGAGGGUACCCGAGGCACAGACGGGCCAAGCUUCUGACUAUGGGCUCUUCCUGUCGGAUGAAGACCCCCGGAAGGGCAUCUGGCUGGAAGCGGGUCGGACACUGGAUUACUACAUGCUGCGAAACGGGGACAUUUUGGAAUACAAAAAGAAGCAGAGACCCCAGAAAAUCCGGAUGCUGGAUGGCUCGGUGAAGACCGUGAUGGUGGAUGACUCUAAGACCGUCGGCGAGCUCCUGGUGACCAUUUGCAGCCGCAUCGGAAUAACGAACUAUGAAGAAUACUCACUAAUCCAAGAAACCAUGGACGAGAAGAAAGAGGAAGGAACAGGCACGCUCAAAAAGGACCGGACGCUGUUACGCGAUGAGCGGAAAAUGGAGAAGCUCAAGGCCAAGCUUCACACAGACGAUGACCUCAAUUGGCUGGAUCACAGCCGGACGUUCAGAGAACAAGGAGUCGAUGAAAAUGAAACCUUGCUGCUUCGACGGAAGUUCUUUUACUCGGAUCAGAACGUGGAUUCCAGGGACCCCGUGCAGCUAAACUUGCUGUAUGUGCAGGCUCGGGAUGACAUCCUGAAUGGCUCCCACCCUGUCUCCUUCGAAAAGGCUUGUGAGUUUGGUGGAUUUCAAGCCCAGAUACAGUUUGGACCUCAUGUGGACCAUAAGCAUAAACCUGGAUUCUUAGAAUUCCUGUAUGAAAGCCGCAGAGAGCAUAAGAACUGUGGAGAGAUGAGUGAAAUCGAAGCCAAGGUCAAGUAUGUCAAACUCGCCCGGUCCUUGCGGACAUACGGUGUGUCCUUUUUCCUGGUGAAGGAAAAGAUGAAAGGCAAGAACAAGCUGGCGCCCCGCCUGCUGGGCAUCACCAAGGACUCGGUGAUGCGUGUGGAUGAGAAGACCAAGGAGGUGCUGCAAGAGUGGCCCCUGACCACGGUCAAGCGCUGGGCAGCCUCACCCAAGAGCUUCACGCUGGAUUUUGGAGAGUAUCAGGAAAGCUACUAUUCAGUACAGACAACUGAGGGGGAGCAAAUAUCCCAACUGAUUGCAGGCUACAUCGACAUCAUCCUCAAAAAGAAACAAAGCAAAGAUAGAUUUGGAUUAGAGGGUGAUGAGGAGUCUACUAUGUUAGAAGAAUCUGUCUCCCCCAAAAAGUCCACCAUCUUGCAGCAGCAGUUCAAUCGCACCGGGAAGGUGGAGCAUGGCUCCGUGGCGCUGCCCGCCGUCAUGCGUUCGGGCUCCAGUGGACCCGAGACCUUCAACGUGGGUAGCAUGCCCUCCCCGCAGCAGCAGGUCAUGGUUGGGCAGAUGCACCGAGGCCACAUGCCCCCUCUGACCUCGGCCCAGCAGGCCCUCAUGGGGACCAUCAACACGAGCAUGCACGCUGUCCAGCAGGCCCAGGACGACCUCGGCAAGGUCGACUCACUGCCCCCGCUCGGCCAGGAUAUGGCAUCUAGAGUGUGGGUUCAGAACAAAGUCGACGAAUCCAAACAUGAGAUCCACUCUCAGGUCGACGCCAUCACAGCGGGAACAGCGUCAGUUGUUAACCUCACAGCCGGUGACCCGGCGGACACCGACUACACCGCAGUGGGAUGUGCAAUCACGACAAUUUCUUCCAACCUGACGGAGAUGUCCAAGGGCGUGAAGCUGCUGGCAGCCCUCAUGGAUGAUGAGGUGGGCAGCGGGGAGGACUUGCUGAGAGCUGCCAGGACCCUCGCUGGGGCAGUGUCGGACUUGCUGAAAGCUGUACAGCCGACUUCUGGAGAGCCUCGGCAGACAGUGCUGACUGCCGCUGGAAGUAUCGGACAAGCCAGUGGAGAUCUUCUGAGACAGAUUGGAGAACAUGAGACGGAUGAACGAUUCCAAGAUGUUUUAAUGAGUUUGGCCAAAGCUGUUGCCAAUGCUGCUGCCAUGUUGGUACUAAAGGCGAAGAACGUUGCCCAGGUGGCUGAGGAUACCGUCCUGCAGAACAGGGUAAUUGCUGCCGCCACCCAGUGUGCCCUCUCCACCUCCCAGCUGGUGGCAUGUGCUAAGGUGGUGAGCCCCACCAUCAGCUCCCCCGUGUGCCAGGAGCAGCUGAUUGAGGCGGGCAAGCUUGUGGACCGCUCGGUGGAGAACUGCGUGCGCGCGUGCCAGGCGGCCACCAACGACAGCGAACUCCUGAAGCAGGUCAGCGCGGCGGCCAGCGUGGUCAGUCAGGCCCUGCACGACCUCCUGCAGCACGUGCGGCAGUUUGCCAGCCGAGGCGAGCCCAUCGGCCGCUACGACCAGGCCACCGACACCAUCAUGUGUGUCACCGAGAGCAUCUUCAGCUCCAUGGGCGAUGCUGGUGAGAUGGUGCGUCAGGCCCGAGUCCUGGCCCAAGCCACCUCAGACCUGGUCAAUGCCAUGAGGUCCGACGCGGAAGCUGAAAUCGACAUGGAGAACUCCAAGAAGCUUCUGGCAGCAGCAAAGCUCCUGGCUGACUCUACUGCUCGCAUGGUGGAAGCCGCAAAGGGGGCUGCGGCCAACCCGGACAACGAGGACCAGCAGCAGCGGCUGAGGGAGGCGGCCGAAGGUCUCCGCGUAGCCACCAACGCUGCCGCCCAGAACGCCAUCAAGAAGAAGAUCGUCAACCGGCUGGAGGUGGCAGCCAAGCAGGCUGCAGCUGCAGCCACGCAGACCAUCGCCGCCUCCCAGAACGCAGCCAUCUCCAACAAGAACCCUGCGGCCCAGCAGCAGCUGGUCCAGAGCUGUAAGGCUGUGGCUGAUCAUAUACCUCAGCUGGUCCAGGGGGUGAGAGGAAGCCAAGCGCAGGCGGAAGAUCUCAGUGCCCAACUGGCCCUCAUCAUCUCCAGCCAGAACUUCCUCCAGCCCGGAAGCAAGAUGGUGUCUUCCGCCAAAGCCGCGGUGCCCACUGUGAGUGAUCAGGCUGCGGCCAUGCAGCUGAGUCAGUGUGCCAAGAACCUUGCCACUAGUUUGGCAGAGCUACGUACUGCCUCCCAGAAGGCCCACGAAGCCUGUGGUCCCAUGGAAAUUGAUUCAGCUCUGAGCACCGUGCAGACCCUCAAGAAUGAACUGCAGGAUGCCAAGAUGGCUGCCGUGGAGCGUCAGCUGAAGCCACUGCCCGGAGAAACGCUGGAAAAAUGUGCCCAGGAUCUGGGAAGCACGUCCAAAGCGGUGGGCUCCUCCAUGGCGCAGCUGCUCACCUGUGCGGCGCAAGGCAACGAGCAUUACACAGGAGUGGCUGCGAGAGAAACCGCCCAAGCUCUGAAAAUACUGGCCCAAGCUGCCCGUGGAGUGGCCGCCUCUACCAGUGACCCCACAGCCACGCACGCCAUGCUCGAUUCAGCUCGAGACGUGAUGGAGGGCUCAGCCAUGCUCAUUCAAGAAGCCAAGCAGGCCCUGGCUGCACCUGGAGAUGCGGAGAGUCAGCAGAGGCUAGCCCAGGUGGCCAAGGCUGUCUCCCACUCUCUGAACAACUGUGUGAACUGCCUCCCCGGGCAGAAGGAUGUGGACGUGGCCCUGAAGAGCAUCGGUGAAUCCAGCAAGAAGCUGCUUGUGGAUUCGCUCCCUCCCAGCACGAAGCCUUUCCAAGAGGCCCAGAGCGAGCUGAACCAGGCAGCGGCGGAUCUGAACCAGUCGGCGGGGGAAGUGGUCCAUGCCACCCGGGGCCAAAGCGGGGAGCUGGCCGCCGCCUCCGGAAAGUUCAGUGAUGAUUUUGAUGAAUUCCUUGACGCUGGCAUUGAGAUGGCUGGCCAGGCUCAGACCAAAGAAGACCAGAUCCAGGUCAUUGGGAACCUCAAGAACAUCUCCAUGGCCUCCAGCAAGCUGUUGUUAGCAGCCAAGUCUCUCUCUGUGGAUCCAGGGGCCCCCAAUGCGAAAAACCUCCUGGCGGCAGCAGCAAGAGCUGUGACGGAGAGCAUCAACCAGCUCAUCACUCUGUGCACCCAGCAAGCUCCUGGCCAGAAAGAGUGUGACAACGCUCUCCGUGAGCUCGAGACCGUGAAGGGGAUGCUGGAUAACCCUAAUGAACCUGUGAGCGACCUCUCCUACUUCGACUGCAUUGAGAGUGUGAUGGAAAACUCCAAGGUGCUGGGAGAGUCGAUGGCAGGCAUUUCCCAGAACGCCAAGACGGGGGACCUCCCUGCCUUUGGGGAGUGUGUGGGGGUCGCCUCCAAGGCCCUCUGUGGACUCACAGAGGCUGCAGCCCAGGCCCUGGACGGGGAUUUCUCCGAAGACAACCGCAACAAGUGCCGCAUUGCCACCGCGCCCCUGAUCGAAGCCGUGGAGAACCUGACGGCGUUUGCGUCCAACCCCGAGUUUGUCAGUGUUCCGGCCCAGAUCAGCUCCGAGGGUUCCCGAGCACAGGAACCGAUCCUGGCCUCGGCCAAGACCAUGCUGGAAAGCUCAUCACACCUCAUCCGCACCGCCCGCUCCCUGGCCAUCAACCCCAAAGACCCGCCCACCUGGUCUGUGCUGGCGGGACACUCCCACACUGUGUCCGACGCCAUCAAGGGCCUCAUCACGUCCAUCAGAGACAAGGCCCCCGGGCAGAGGGAGUGUGACCACUCCAUCGAUGGCAUCAACCGGUGCAUCCGGGACAUCGAACAGGCGUCGCUGGCAGCUGUCAGUCAAAGCCUGGCCACAAGGGAUGACAUCUCGGUGGAGGCCCUGCAGGAGCAGCUGACUUCAGUGGUACAGGAAAUCGGACGUGAGUCAUCCAUCCUCAUCCCCACCCGCUCCCAGCCAGUGGGGCCCCUCAAGGAGACCCCUGUGCUUAUCUGCUACACCUGUGGACUUUUUUUUUCCCCCUCUUGGAAGGUCACACAGCUGGCGAGCUACUUCGAGCCCUUGAUCUUGGCGGCUGUCGGUGUUGCCUCCAAGAUUCUUGACCAUCAGCAGCAGAUGACGGUGCUGGACCAGACCAAGACACUAGCGGAGUCAGCCCUGCAGAUGUUGUAUGCAGCCAAAGAAGGUGGUGGGAACCCUAAGGCCCAGCACACACAUGAUGCCAUCCUAGAGGCUGCUCAGCUGAUGAAGGAGGCCGUGGACGACAUCAUGGUGACGCUGAACGAGGCAGCCAGUGAAGUGGGGCUGGUCGGAGGCAUGGUGGACGCCAUAGCAGAAGCCAUGAGCAAGCUGGGGGAAGGCACACCCCCGGAACCGAAGGGGACGUUCGUGGAUUACCAGACGACCGCGGUGAAAUACUCCAAGGCCGUCGCCGUAACCGCUCAGGAGAUGAUGACUAAAUCGGUUACUAACCCGGAAGAGUUGGGAGGACUGGCCUCACAAAUGACCAGUGACUAUGGGCACCUGGCUCUCCAGGGCCAGAUGGCAGCAGCUACGGCGGAGCCAGAAGAGAUCGGAUUCCAGAUCCGUACUCGGGUGCAGGACCUGGGCCACGGCUGCAUCUUCCUGGUCCAGAAGGCAGGGGCCCUCCAGGUGUGCCCCGCAGACAGCUACACCAAGAGAGAGCUGAUCGAGUGUGCCCGCGCUGUCACCGAAAAGGUGUCCCUGGUGCUGUCAGCUCUGCAGGCUGGGAACAAGGGGACCCAGGCAUGCAUCACAGCAGCCACUGCCGUGUCCGGGAUCAUCGCCGACCUGGACACCACCAUCAUGUUUGCAACGGCAGGGACCCUGAACGCAGAGAACAACGAGACCUUCGCCGACCACAGGGAGAACAUUCUGAAGACAGCCAAAGCCUUGGUGGAAGACACGAAAAUGCUCGUCUCCGGGGCCGCAUCCACCCCCGACAAGCUGGCCCAGGCGGCUCAGUCAUCCGCAGCCACCAUCACCCAGCUGGCCGAGGUGGUCAAGCUGGGAGCAGCCAGCCUGGGCUCCGAUGACCCUGAGACACAGGUGGUCCUGAUCAAUGCCAUCAAAGAUGUGGCCAAGGCCCUCUCUGAUCUCAUUGGUGCCACUAAGGGAGCUGCCAGCAAGCCUGCUGACGACCCCUCCAUGUACCAGCUGAAGGGCGCCGCCAAGGUGAUGGUGACCAAUGUCACCUCCCUCCUCAAGACUGUGAAGGCAGUGGAGGACGAGGCCACCCGAGGCACACGGGCACUGGAGGCCACCAUCGAGUACAUCAAGUCUAAUGUCCAGGUGUUCCAGUCAAAGGAGGUACCUGAAAAGACAUCGUCACCUGAAGAGUCGAUAAGGAUGACGAAAGGCAUCACCAUGGCAACAGCCAAGGCGGUGGCAGCUGGGAACUCGUGUCGACAGGAGGACGUGAUCGCCACAGCCAACCUGAGCCGGAACGCCGUGUCCGACAUGCUGACGGCUUGCAAGCAAGCGUCCUUCCACCCUGAGGUGAAGGAGGAGGUGCGCACCCGAGCCUUGCGGUACGGGACGGAGUGCAGCCUGGGGUACCUGGAUCUCCUAGAGCAUGUCCUGGUGAUUCUUCAGAAACCAACCCCAGAACUCAAGCACCAGUUGGCUGCUUUCUCCAAGCGAGUUGCCGGGGCGGUGACCGAACUCAUCCAAGCGGCAGAAGCCAUGAAAGGAACCGAGUGGGUGGAUCCGGAAGAUCCCACGGUCACGGCGGCGACGGAAUUACUGGGGGCCGCAGCGUCCAUUGAGGCUGCUGCGAAGAAACUGGAGCAGCUGAAACCAAGGGCAAAGCCAAAACAAGCGGAUGAGACCCUGGAUUUUGAAGAGCAGAUCUUGGAAGCCGCUAAAUCCAUUGCUGCUGCCACGAGCGCCCUGGUCAAAUCGGCCUCGGCAGCCCAGCGGGAGCUGGUGGCCCAAGGAAAGGUUGGCUCCAUCCCUGCCAAUGCUGCAGACGACGGCCAGUGGUCCCAGGGGCUGAUUUCUGCCGCCCGAAUGGUGGCAGCAGCGACCAGCAAUCUCUGCGAGGCAGCCAAUGCCUCGGUGCAGGGACACGCCAGCGAGGAGAAGCUCAUCUCAUCCGCCAAGCAAGUUGCUGCUUCCACGGCUCAGCUGCUUGUGGCCUGCAAGGUGAAGGCCGAUCAGGACUCAGAGGCCAUGAGGCGGCUACAGGCGGCAGGAAAUGCUGUGAAAAGAGCCUCAGACAAUCUUGUUCGCGCCGCCCAGAAGGCUGCCUUUGGCAAAGCGGAUGAUGACGAUGUUGUUGUGAAAACGAAAUUUGUAGGGGGCAUUGCUCAGAUCAUUGCUGCCCAGGAAGAAAUGCUCAAGAAAGAACGAGAACUGGAGGAAGCAAGGAAAAAACUGGCCCAGAUCCGCCAGCAGCAGUACAAAUUCUUGCCCACAGAGCUGAGGGAGGAUGAGGGCUAAAGUCAGAGACCCCUGGUGAGCCCCAGGGACCAGCACCCCAGGGACUGGACAGACAGUGUUCCUGAGAGGCUGGGCACUCACCCGGGGCGAGCCCAGAGCCCGGAGUGCUCUCUCGUCCUCACUGCUCCGCCCUUUGGGCCCCAGCUGCAUGAUCGUGCUGUCACACGGUACAGUGUCCCACCCACAGCUCCUCCGCCACCUCCCCCCACGCCUCCGCGUAUCUCAGGAGAGAGGGGCGCACGUCUCGUGGACUUUAUACCGAAGAAGAGAAGUCAGUAUUAUGUCGUCCUCCGACACUCUUGCUUUUGUUGGUCCUUCUCUACGGCUGUUCUUGGGCCCUUCUGUGAAAUCUUCAUAGGGGGAAAGAGCACGUGUUCAAUCCAGACCCAUCGUGUAGUCUGUGGCCCAGAAAACCGAGUGUUUUGUUUCUCCGUAACCCCAAGGG